Molecule: messenger RNA, 672 nt
Organism: Pipistrellus kuhlii (Kuhl's pipistrelle)
Lineage: Eukaryota; Metazoa; Chordata; Mammalia; Chiroptera; Vespertilionidae
Gene: SCP2D1
Product: SCP2 sterol binding domain containing 1
Exons: 1
Coding region: 112-582 (156 amino acids)
Cellular component (GO): cytosol
Source: RefSeq, a predicted model, not a curated record
CAUUCCCUGCUUGGGCCUUACCUUUGAUGUCACAAUCUGACCUGCAGAUAUUAAUCUGGCCACUGCUGCUCCCAAGCCAGAUGACAAGGUCAAGAGGACCAGCACAGUAAGAUGUGGAAGAGAACUGGCCAUCAACCCAAGAUCAAAACAAGGGAUGGACCUCAAGUGGGUCAGUUCAAGGAACCGGAUUCAGCUCUGGAACCUACCGUGCCACACCCUCCUGAGCUGCCAGAACUGCAGAGCUUCCUGGUGUUUGAGGACAUUAGCCACCACAUCAAAGAAGCAGGGGCCCAAAUGGUGAAGAAAGUGAAUGCCAUCUUCCAGCUUGACAUCACCAAAGACGGGAAGACCAUCCUGCAGAGGACCAUUGAUCUGAAGAACGGCUCUGGGGACAUGUACCCAGGAUCUGCCAGGCUCCCAGCAGACACUGUCUUCACAAUCCCGGAACCUGUCUUUAUGGAAUUGGUUUUGGGUAAAAUAAACCCUCACAAGGCUUUCCUUGCCGGCAAGUUCAAAGUAAGUGGCAAAGUUCUGCUUGGCCAAAAGCUGGAGAAGGUUUUCAAAGACUGGGCUAAAUGUUAAGCAUGAAAAAAAAAAAUACCAAGGAAAUGAUUGGAACUUCUCUUCAGCUAAAAUGUUGAACGGAAAUCAUGCUUAAACUGAAGAUUAAAA